Bipolaris zeicola 26-R-13 is the source of this 435-nucleotide messenger RNA. RefSeq lists its product as uncharacterized. Lineage: Eukaryota; Fungi; Ascomycota; Dothideomycetes; Pleosporales; Pleosporaceae. The coding region runs from base 1 to 435 and encodes 144 amino acids. The record is from RefSeq and is a predicted model, not a curated record. The transcript has a single exon.
AUGCAGUCCAAAAAUACACCUCAACCCACUCCACCACCAGCGGCAACACCAACUGCAGCUCCGCCUCCGCGUGCUGCAGCUCCCACCUACACCAUGAGCUGUGCCGACGCCCGCCGCAAGCAGCAACUCCGCAAGCAACUCAACAGCAUCUGCGAGAAGGUGGCCACCAGAUCCAAGGCCCUCAUCGACACCAGGUACAAGUACUCCUGUAUGGAGCACAUGCAGGAGUACAAGCUCUACGUGUUCUUCGAGCCCGAAGUCAACCUGGCGAUGCUCAGCAUCACCUGCGAGCACCAGCGCCAGCAGAUCGAAGAGGUUGUCAAGGCGCAGCUCGAGGUGGCAAGGUGGGCGAACUUGCUUACCAUGGCGGAAGCAGAGGAGAAGCGGCUUGAUGCCGAGUUCUGGGCGCUUGUCAACAAGUACAAGAAGGGUUGA